UUAAUAAUUAAUUAAUUAAUUUAGUCAUUAACAAUUCACGAGAUCAAAAUUUUCACAUUCUUUUUGAGUUUAGUCGUUGUUUUGAGAUUCACUUUAUCUUCGAUUGGGAAGAUCUCAGCUCACAGCGCCGGAGAAAUGAUCGUCUGCCUUGCCGUCGUUGGCCACCAGAACAAUCCUUUGUACAUACAGAGCUUUACAGAGGCAGAUGACGCGCUCAAGCUCCAUCACAUAGUUCACUGUUCGCUCGACGUCGUUGAAGAAAGAGCUACACCUGAUAUUAUGGCUGAGUGGGUUUUUUCUUUUGUGUUCAUAUCAGUGAACAACCCGAAAAAAUCGGGCCCGACAAUUAACGAGGCGUUCCUUGGUUUGCUAUAUCCAACUGAAAACUACAAAGUGUAUGGUUAUUUGACCAAUACAAAGGUGAAGUUUAUACUGGUGACAACAGACCUUGACGUCCGAGAUGUAGACGUGAGAAAUAACUCUACAGAACUGGAGAACACAUAUGGGCAUAAUGUGUGUCCUGUCAAUACUUUAGUCAAUAGGUCCUGUUUUGUUGCAUUCAGGAAGUUUCACGCCGCCUAUGUUGAUGCAGUAACGAACCCGUUUCACAUUCCGGAAAUAUUGGCAUUUAGACAAUCGAUUUACUCUGGAAUAGCAAGUGAAUGGUUUACACCAAGAUUUGGAUUCGAUGUUAGUUGCUACACUGUAUCAAACAUUAUCGAGGAAGUUACC
Messenger RNA from Striga asiatica, 732 nucleotides. The record is from the annotation of a GenBank genome assembly. Lineage: Eukaryota; Viridiplantae; Streptophyta; Magnoliopsida; Lamiales; Orobanchaceae.